This is a messenger RNA of Budorcas taxicolor (takin), 4213 nucleotides long. RefSeq names its product F-box and leucine rich repeat protein 7 (gene FBXL7). The coding region runs from base 124 to 1599 and encodes 491 amino acids. Gene Ontology annotation, cellular component: SCF ubiquitin ligase complex. The transcript is spliced from 4 exons. The record is from RefSeq and is a predicted model, not a curated record. NCBI's taxonomy places the organism in Eukaryota, Metazoa, Chordata, Mammalia, Artiodactyla, Bovidae. Gene Ontology annotation, molecular function: protein binding. Gene Ontology annotation, biological process: SCF-dependent proteasomal ubiquitin-dependent protein catabolic process.
CCCGGCUCGUGGGGUAUGCGCAGCUAACGGUCCCGUCGGGCGGGCUUUCCUCUGGCGGAGCGCGCAGGCGGUGCGCCCCAGCUAUGGAGUGUCCGGGGAGACGGCAGGCAUGACGGCGGCAGGAUGGGCGCGAACAAUGGCAAACAGUACGGCAGCGAGGGCAAAGGCAGCUCAAGCAUCUCAUCCGACGUGAGUUCAAGUACAGAUCACACGCCGACCCAAGCCCAGAAGAAUGUGGCUACCAGCGAAGACUCCGACCUGAGCAUGCGCACACUGAGCACGCCCAGCCCAGCCCUGAUAUGUCCACCCAACCUGCCGGGAUUUCAGAAUGGAAGGGGCUCGUCCACCUCCUCGUCCUCCAUCACCGGGGAGACGGUGGCCAUGGUCCACUCCCCGCCCCCGACCCGCCUCACCCACCCGCUCAUCCGGCUGGCCUCCAGGCCCCAGAAGGAGCAGGCCAGCAUCGAGCGGCUCCCGGACCACGCCAUGGUGCAGGUCUUCUCCUUCCUGCCCACCAACCAGCUGUGCCGCUGCGCGCGCGUGUGCCGCCGCUGGUACAACCUGGCCUGGGACCCGCGCCUCUGGAGGACUAUCCGCCUGACGGGCGAGACCAUCAACGUGGACCGCGCCCUCAAGGUGCUGACCCGCAGACUCUGUCAGGACACACCCAACGUCUGUCUCAUGCUGGAAACCCUAAGUGUCAGUGGCUGCAGGCGGCUCACGGACCGAGGUCUUUACACCAUUGCCCAGUGCUGCCCGGAGCUCCGGCGGCUGGAAGUCUCCGGCUGCUACAACAUCUCCAAUGAGGCAGUCUUCGACGUGGUGUCCCUCUGUCCCAACCUGGAGCACCUGGAUGUGUCAGGAUGCUCCAAGGUGACCUGCAUCAGCUUGACCCGCGAGGCCUCCAUUAAACUGUCCCCCUUGCACGGCAAACAGAUCUCCAUCCGCUACCUGGACAUGACGGACUGCUUCGUGCUGGAAGAUGAAGGCCUGCACACCAUCGCGGCCCACUGCACGCAGCUGACCCACCUGUACCUGCGGCGCUGCGUCCGCCUCACCGACGAGGGCCUCCGCUAUCUGAUGAUCUACUGCGCCUCCAUCAAGGAGCUGAGCGUCAGCGACUGCCGCUUCGUCAGCGACUUCGGCCUGCGCGAGAUCGCCAAGCUGGAGUCCCGCCUGCGGUACCUCAGCAUCGCGCACUGCGGCCGGGUCACCGAUGUGGGCAUCCGCUACGUGGCCAAGUACUGCGGCAAGCUGCGCUACCUCAACGCCAGGGGCUGCGAGGGCAUCACGGACCACGGCCUGGAGUACCUUGCCAAGAACUGCGCCAAACUCAAGUCCCUGGACAUCGGCAAAUGCCCUCUGGUCUCCGACACGGGCCUGGAGUGCCUGGCCCUGAACUGCUUCAAUCUCAAGCGCCUCAGCCUCAAGUCUUGCGAGAGCAUCACGGGCCAGGGCCUGCAGAUCGUGGCGGCCAACUGCUUCGACCUGCAGAUGCUGAACGUGCAGGACUGCGAGGUGUCCGUGGAGGCGCUGCGCUUCGUGAAACGCCACUGCAAGCGCUGCGUCAUCGAGCACACCAACCCUGCUUUCUUCUGAAGGGACAGCUCCCGCCGUCGCUGUCGCCGUACAGACCUGAACAGAACACGUUGGUUUUUUUGUUUUGUUUUUUUCAGAGCAGCCUGUGUAAGCACCGACACCCACUCGGAACAGCUUCUUUCUUCCAGGAAGGUUCUUUUUAAAGAUUUGGCUUUUCUUCUUGCUAGUUUUCACGGGCAACAGAGGGCUAGGAAAGGAGGGUGAGGGAGCCCCAUUUCUAUUCCAGACAACGGUUUUAUGUGGGGGGAAUCAGGUCAUUGGUGGCGUCUCUUCUCAAAAACAUGUACCUCAGAAAGCUGACUGCAAUGUCUUUAAGAACGCCCCCCUUUCAGUUUCUUUCCUCCUGGCCACAUCCCCGGAGUUCUGCACCCCAUCCCUCCAACCCUACCCCUCCCUCUCCUACAGUAACAACAAAUCGUCAGAGUAAUACUGCCCUCCACACCUCCUCCUCUUUAAACUGCUUGACUGGCCUAAAGCAUACUCUCCCAUCCCAUACCCAAGCAAAAUUCUUGUUAAAUAAAUGUCACAGCACCUGCUAUAUACACAGCACUUAUAAACCCUCUUAAAGGAUCACUUGCAGCAGUUAACAGGGUGAAGGAAGAGACCUGCCUUGUUCCUCCCACCCCACUCCCGCUCCAGCACUUACUAGCUGUGUGACCUUGGGCAAAGCACUUGACUUCUCUGGGCUUCUGCUUCCAGCCCUGAAUCAGAGGACUUCCUCGGAUCUAAUCAAGGAUGAGCUUCAUGGCUAUUUUAGAAUCGAGGGAACAAGAGAUGUCAGUAAACCCAAGCUCCUUGGCAACACAAGAGGCAUCUACCUCUUCCAAGGAUAUCUAUUCUGUGAGUGCUCUCAGGAGGCGUGCCAACCCCAGGCUCCUGUAUAUUCUUCUCCCUAAUCUGAGUGGCAUUCACAGUUUGUUUCUUUUGAUGAGCGAGUCUCUUGGUCAUCUUCUCUUGCCCAGCCAGAUGGACGGCUUCUGUACACACAUGCUUUUGGCAUCACCCCACUCCACCCCAUCGCACGGAGGUGAUGGAAUUCCUAAUCACAGCAAAACCCACCUCCCCCAGUCAGGUUGAUCUUUCUGAGUGUUUCCAAGUAGGAGGGAAGACACUCACAAUUUUUAAUUAACAAGGGAGGCCCAGGAAAACACGUGUCCUCCAGGGUUUUUCAAAUCCCUGUCGCUGCACAUGUAGCAUACACGCACACAUCUGCCCUGCAGCUGGCAGGAACGGACGCCUCGGUUCUUUGUCAUUCAGAUCGCAUUUCUGUUUUCUCAUCUAUUUAUUUUCUUGGGCAUCCAGAUUGCAUCACGUGAAGCCUGUUGGGGUUAAGUCAUAAGUGUUGACGUGGGCAGAUUGCCACCUUGUGUGCCUCCCCUGUGAUGUCUGCUUGUCCUUCCUCAAAUAUGUAGAGCAGAUUUCCAGGUAGUUUAAAUCUUGUCCACUCAAAAGUGCCCCACAAAUGGAAGAGGGAACACAUUGAUAAGACAUAGGCGCUGGUCCACCAGCUAAGACUUUGAUAUCCAACAUUAAAGCUGUUGCCAAGUACAAAUGUGAAAUGGUCCUAUUUGGAUGCAAAUCCAUUUGCUAUCCUCAUUCAUGCAAAGUCAGGAUGCCAACAAUCCCACUGCUUGUUUUCAUGUCAUUUUCAUUGAUUUCUGUUACUAAGCCCAUGACUUCUCUUAAAUUAUUCUCUGGCAACACCCCUCCUCCUUCACUUUCCAAACAGUUCAUUCAUUUCUUUCUCAGAGAACCCACCCUCCACACCCAGAACCUGGUGUCUCCAAGCCAAGCACAUGGAACAGUUUCAUAUCCAGCCUAUAUACCACUUGACAGCUGCACUCCCAUGCUAGGCUCCCUGCGUGUCUUUGUCUUAUUUUGAGAAGGAGACAGCAGUGAGAUGGCAUCACGUGAUAUAUGGCCACCUCUCCAGUCAACACCGUCAGCAACUUGGAGGUGCAGCCAAUGCCGCGUGCCGCAGGGAGAAAGGAAUUGUUUGGCUGGGGAGAGUAUCUAGUCACAACGUUUGGAACCAUGAAAGGGAUCGAAGAUAGCAUUCCCCUGUUGUGUGACUUGUGACUCUGUUCAAAGCUUGGGAAUAUAAGUCACAGAGGAUCAUCCUUAACCCUUGGUACUGAGAUCUUCCAAGUGAGCCAAUGUAAUAUUCCUGGAAUAAGAGAAAAGAUUCAAAAUGGCUCACACAACCAGAAAGGGGGUGUCCCAUUCCAAAUAUCUUUAUCACCACCUCUUGACCAUAGCACCUACACUGUCUUCCAAACGUGAGACAAAGCCAGCCUUCACACUGUUUACCCGGCAUGCCCUAUCUUUCCCGUUGCUGUCUUUCUCCCAGUCUGCUCUUCACCCAUUCCGCUUCCCCUUGUUGUAUGAAUCUAUGACAGUGGUUCCUGGGGAAACAGCUCAGCAGAUUUUUAGAGACCAUGCAAAAAGCCUCACUAGGAAAUUUACCUGUUUUUAAACAUUGCUUCCUUCCUGCCUCUGCUAAAUUGAAUGCUCAUUGUUGUUGUUGUUGUUGUUUUAAUUCUAAUGUUCAAAUCACUGCGUGCUGUAUGACUCUAGAAAGCCUUAACUUACUACCACCAAGAAAUAAAGCAAU